This is a messenger RNA of Manihot esculenta (cassava), 1423 nucleotides long. Its product is annotated as probable rRNA-processing protein EBP2 homolog. The coding region runs from base 163 to 1068 and encodes 301 amino acids. The record is from RefSeq and is a predicted model, not a curated record. Gene Ontology annotation, cellular component: nucleolus; preribosome, large subunit precursor; nuclear periphery. Gene Ontology annotation, biological process: ribosomal large subunit biogenesis; rRNA processing. The transcript is spliced from 2 exons. Lineage: Eukaryota; Viridiplantae; Streptophyta; Magnoliopsida; Malpighiales; Euphorbiaceae.
AACCGUCCAAACUUCGGCCCAAAAUUAACCGAUAUCUGACUUCUAAGGAUCAGGAUCAAGAAAGGCCCAAGCUUGGCCCAAUCUCCAUCUCUUAUAUACCACCGUCGCAGUAGAAAUGUUUUGUUAGGGUUUUGAAAGGUCACAGCAACGAAGGGUUAUUUGAUGGGAAAAGCAGAUAAAGAUUUGAGCCUUUAUGAUGAGAAGCCGUUGCAGGAUGUUGAGAUGGAUGAUACUGAUGAAGAAACGUCUGAACCUGAGUCUGAAUCAGAGGAGGAAGAUGUGAAGUUGUCUAUACCUUCACAGAAUGCCAUAUACAACAGAGAUGGUCUCAAUGACAAACUUCAAGAUAUUUGUUGGCCAGAGAAUGUGGGGUGGAUACACAAGCUUUCCAUUGACAUUGAUCAAGAACAAGAAGUGGAUGUGAAUGAUGACCUGGCACGAGAGCUGGCUUUUUACACACAGGCAUUGGGGGGAACAAGACAGGCCUUUGAGAGGCUUGAGUCAAUGGGGCUCCCUUUUCUCAGGCCUCCUGAUUAUUAUGCCGAAAUGGUGAAAUCAGAUGCUCACAUGCAGAAGAUUAAGGGUAGGCUUUUGGCUGAGAAGAAAAACAUCGAAGAGUCUGAGGAGAGAAGGAAGGCUAGAGAAGCAAAAAGACUUUCUAAAGAGAUUCAGGCUCAGAAGAUGAAAGAAAGGGCUAUGCAGAAAAAAAUGGAGAUAGAGACUGUUAAGAAGUGGAGGAAGCAAAGACAGCAAAGUGGUUUUGCUGUGGGUGACAAAGACGGUGAAAUGAAUUUAUCCUUUGAGGAUGGAAAGGUAUUUGAAAGGUCAAAAAAGAAGAGACCAGGGGUAUCUCCAGGAGAUCGGUCUGGAGGGAAAGUGAAACAAGAUUGGAAAAAAGGAGGCAAAAAUAGAGUGGAGAAGAAACAGGUGAAAAGGGAUGCAAGGAAUUCCAAAUUUGGAUAUGGUGGGAGAAAAGGCUUGAAGAAGCAGAACACAGCUGAUACCACUGACAAUUUGAGAGGCUUCAACAAAGGUGGUGCGCCAGGAAGUAAGAAAAGGAAGAGGUGAUGUGCUAGUCUUUGGUUUUGCUAUAUGCAAGUGUUAGAAACCAGUAAUCCUGUUUCAACCAUCUCUGAGUUUUACUAUGCUAUUUAUUGAAAUUUUUGGAAGAGCUUUGUUAUAGCGUUGAUCCCUAAUUUAUUUAAACUUCAAGCUCUUGGAUUCUGUGCUGUUGGGUUUGAAGUGACAAUAUCAGGUUACUUUUUGUGUUACUUGCAGUAUCAAGAAACUAGCAAAUCCAUCAUGCGUAAUGCUGAUAGCACCGUAUAGCUUAAGCUGAGUAAAUGUAACAUAUGAGCAAUUGUAUUUUGCAUUCUUCACAAAGAGAAUUGGAUGCUUAUCUGCAGUUUGUUCUUGGUGUUUC